This is a messenger RNA of Letharia lupina, 807 nucleotides long. RefSeq lists its product as uncharacterized. Lineage: Eukaryota; Fungi; Ascomycota; Lecanoromycetes; Lecanorales; Parmeliaceae. Gene Ontology annotation, molecular function: oxidoreductase activity, acting on paired donors, with incorporation or reduction of molecular oxygen; heme binding; monooxygenase activity. The record is from RefSeq and is a predicted model, not a curated record. The transcript has 3 exons. The coding region runs from base 1 to 807 and encodes 268 amino acids.
AUGGGUCUUUUUGUUCAACUCUUUGCCUUUGAUGUUAUUGGAGAAGUGACCUUCUCGAAACGAUUUGGUUUCAUGGACAUGGGCAGUGAUAAUGAUUUCUUUGCCCAGGUUGAAGAUGUGUUGCGCAGCGGCGCAUGGUGGAGACAGAUUCCCGCGCUUUACUGGACACAUGACUUCCUGUCCCCUGUCAUUGGCAAUCACUUUAGUGUCACAGCCCAUCAUGGCCGACUAAGGGACUUUGCAUCACAAGCGAUUGAGGAUCGGAAAACACAUGGUAGCGAUCACCAAGACAUCCUAGCCAAGUGGUUGGAAGUACAGAAACAGCGACCGAACGAGAUGAACGACGCCAAUGUCCUCUCAAUGGCAACCACCAACAUCUCUGCCGGCUCAGACACCACUGCUAUUUCAACAAGGCCAGUCAUCUUCCAUCUACUCAAGAACCCGGAGCUGGUAGAAGACAUUGACACGCAGACGAAAGAGGUGAAGUUGACGAAGCCUAUCACUCUCGAGCAGACUAACCACAUGCCCUACCUACAAGCUUGUCUGUAUGAGGGUCUCCGCCUGCAUCCUGCAGUUGGGAUGAGCCUUCCGCGAGUCACUCCACGGGGCGGAGUUGAGAUUGAUGGUCACUUCAUCCCAGAGGGCACAGUCAUUGAGGCCAACCCAUGGGUCGUGUGUCGAAACACUGAGAUCUUUGGAGAUGAUGUCGAGGCUUUUCGACCAAAGCGAUGGCUGAAGACAGGUGACAUGGGUGUGGCAUUCCUCUGCUUUGUACUUCCAACCUUGGCUAACAAGAAUGUUCUCUAG